GUCGACGAUUUCGUUUCUGCUGUAGUGUUUUUCUGUGGUACCGCUCUAUACCAAAAUUGUUAGAUUAUCGCCCAGAAGCUCAGUCAUUCUAAAUAUAUUGUAUAAAUAUAUUUCAAGCCAAUCAUGGAAUGUGUAAUUGGAAUUAAGGGAAAGGAUUUCAUUCUGUUAGCUUCUGAUAUGACAUCUGGAAGAAGCAUCAUGAGAAUGAAAAAUGAUCAAGACAAAAUGUACCAAUUAAGCGACAAACUCGUUAUGGCCACUGUUGGAGAAGCUGGCGAUGCUACACAAUUCUCAGAAUAUAUAGCUAAAAAUGUUCAGUUGUACAAAAUGAGAAAUGGUUAUGAUUUGUCACCAAAUGCUGCAUGUUGCUUUACAAGAAAAAUGCUGGCCGAUUACUUGCGUAGUCAGACACCAUACCAAGUAAACGUUCUUUUAGCCGGUUACGACGUGACUGAAGGUCCCGAAUUAUACUACCUGGACUAUUUGGCAUCUUCAAACAAACUUCCUUUUGCAGUACACGGCUAUGGGUCUUUCUUUACACUUUCAGUACUCGAUCGCUUUUAUAAAGAUAACCUUUCCGAAGAUGAAGCUGUGGAAUUGUUAAAGAAAUGCUUAAACGAAAUUCAAACGAGAUUUAUCGUAAACCUCGGUUCAUUCAAAGUUCGUUUCAUUUCUAAAGAUGGCGUAAAGGAUGCUGGAUCCGUUAAAGCGACUAAUGCAAUGGAACAAUAAAUUAUAAUCACAUAAACGAUGUUAAAUUUUUAUGUAUAAUUUUAUUAAAAAUAUACUUAAAAAGACUUUUCCAAAAAAGAAAGAAAAGAUAAACAAUCAUUUUUAGUAACCUUUACUUUGGUAAUACCGCAUUGUCAAUAAUUUAAAUGGAAGAGGCAAGACAGUAAAUCAUAGAAAGCAGCCGUCGGUGGUACAAUAUUAAUUUUUAAAAAGUCACCUGCUGGGUGCUUGAACAAAGCUUUGUUCCAAAGCUCUUUUUGUAUCCAGUCUUAGAUUAUUCUUGUGAAAGAAUACGAAAUUGUUCUCAACAUUUCUUAUGAAUGGAAAUAAAUAUUACAUAUUUAUCGGCAACUUAUA
Dimorphilus gyrociliatus is the source of this 1089-nucleotide messenger RNA. NCBI's taxonomy places the organism in Eukaryota, Metazoa, Annelida, Polychaeta, Dinophilidae. The record is from the annotation of a GenBank genome assembly.